CAAAUGGCAAAUUAUAGGCAGUGCUGUUUUGGCAGUGAGUUGAUGCUGUAUGCUAACUUCUUGCGGGUCCCUCAACGCUAAAGGCAGAAAGCUUCCACUUUGCAACUCAGCUCUCUUCCUUUCUGGGGUUUAGGCAGAUCUGAGAAGCGGACGACCAGCAAGGACAAGUCGGCUGACGCUCACAUUGUAAGGCAUCGGUUGUGUCCUCGUCAUGGCCUCAUCAACGUCUUCGGCCUCCUACUUCAAGCAGAAGCACCGGCAGUACGACCACCAGUAUCGCUCCAAGCAGGUGCAGUCCGUGCUGCAAGAAUAUGGAUCGGAGAGCAGACAGGCAGAGCACAGCCGCAAAAAGUUCAUUGUUUAUAUUGAUGGAGGCUCUGGCUUAAGCGACCUGGAUAGUUUAUCGAUCGCAACUUCCCGACAUCCAACACAUUCGAGCAUUUUGUCAAAGUCUAUGGUUGGAAGUGGAUCGAUCGGUGUUUCAGAACGGAAUGUGGGCUUGAUGCAUCAAGAAGGACGCAGCUCUGCGGCAAGUCACAGUCGAGUGAGCAGCAGCAGCAGCAGCAUGAGCAGCAGGCAGAGCAGCAGCAGCAGCAGCAGCAAAGUGGCAAGCUCUUCCUUUCGCUCGGCAGAAGAGAUCCUGAGCAGCAAACGGCAUGCCACACGGGACUACUCUGAAAGUGCUGCCAUUAAAAAGGUGCAUGCUGAGUCCGAGUCCUAUCUCAGCCAGGUCAUCGACGGGACGAUGCAUCGAGUCCCGCAGUUCCUGGUGAAGCCACGCUCCCAUUCCGUGUGGGAGAAAUCAAGCACCAGGUUCAUGUGCACCGUGCAAGGCUUUCCCGAACCUUAUGUCAAAUGGUACAAAAACCACAUCCAGAUUGAUCCACGCUGCAGUGCUGGGAAAUAUGAAGUUUAUGGCAACUAUGGUGUGUACACGUUGGAAAUCAACAGAUGCGAUUUGGAUGACACUGCACAGUACAAAGCCUUCGCCAUGAAUGUUAAUGGAGAAGCAUCAACAAUCGCUACGUUGGUCGUUAAAAGAUAUCAAGGAGAAGCUGAACUUGCUCAGCCUGGAUCUGUAUGGCUCCCCAUUCAUAUUCCGCCCCUUCUGCCCCUUCCCUACACCAAAGUCGACAUCACAAUCUUCGACAAGUUUGAUGUCUCUUUUGGGCAAGAGGGUGAGGGAGUCACCCUGAGUUGCAAGGUGCUUCUGCAUCCGAACCUCAAGCGCUUCCAGCCCGAAAUGCAAUGGUGGCGUGAUGAGGCCCGCGUGGUGGACUCCCAGUGGGCGCAGACGUACUGGAGCGGAGAGAAGGCCACCCUGAGUCUGCCACACCUCCACAAGGACGACGAGGGCCUCUACACCUUGCGCGUCGUCUCUCGCGGAUGCUCCCAGCAGCACAGCAGCUACCUCUUUGUGCGAGAUGGAAAGGCUGAGGUGGCCGGUGCCCCAGCUGCCGCCCUGGAUGUCGAGUGUCAAGAAUCAAACCGCAACUAUGUCCUUCUCUCAUGGAAGCCACCCAGUGCAGAGGGUGGCAGUCAUGUGGUCGGUUACUACAUUGAGAGGUGUGAGGUGGGCACCAAGAACUGGGUGAAAUGUAACGACGCGCCCGUCCGCUUCACGCGCCACCCCGUCGUGACGGGCCUCACCGAGGGGAAGUCGUACCAGUACCGUGUGCGUGCCGUCAACAAGGCGGGCAUGGGCGCCCCUUCACGUCCCACCGAGCCCAUCCCCGCUGUCGACCCCGCCGACCUAGGUGAGCCGGCCGCUCCAACAGCUGGAGAAAUAACGGUACAGCAGGGCGAGCCAAAAGGCGCUGCUGUUCCAGCACCACCCAUGGAUGUGGUUGUGGUGGAAGCCAGCAGGAACUAUGCCGUCAUUGCGUGGAAGCCACCCAGCCAAGGAUCAGAGGGCCUGAAAUAUUUCGUCGAGAGGUUGGUGGGAGGCACCGACAGCUGGCAGCGCCUCAACGCGGAGGUGCCCGCGCGCUCUCCGCGUUUCGCCGUCUUCGACCUCGCCGACGGCAAAUCCUACAGCUUCCGCGUGCUGGCGUCCAACGCGGGCGGAGUGAGCGAGCCGUCCCGGCCCACAGGGCCCAUCAACGGAGGCACGACCGUCGCGCAGCCGUCCUCCCCGGGCCGGAUCCUCGCAUCCAGGAACUCAAAGACAUCAGUGGCCGUCUCGUGGGAAGCGUCCAAGCACUCGCAGGGCCUCAUCGGCUACUACAUCGAGUCCAGCCUCGUGGGCUCUGACCGCUGGGUGCCCUGCAACAACAAGCCUGUCAAGUACACACGGUUUGUGGUGCACGGGCUGGAGACGGGGCAGAAGUACGCGUUCCGCGUGCGUGCCGUGAACACUGCGGGCUUCAGUGACUUCUCGCAGGAGUCCGAUGCUGUGACGGUGCUGCCACCUAUAGUGAGCCCAUCGCCUCCCCAUGGGAUUACUUUGCUCAACUCCCAAAAGGAUGGCAUGGUGCUCGGUUGGAAGGAGCCAACGUUCCUUGGAGGUGCCAGCGUGACGCACUACUACGUGGAUUACUGCGAAGUGGUGGCGGGCGAAGCUGGGGAAUGGAACGAGGCCAAAACGCAGUCUAUGGGAGAGCGGGUGUGCAAGAUCAGUGGGCUGGAGGACAGCAAGGAAUACCAGUUCCGCAUACGAGCGGAGAACUUGGCGGGUGUGGGCGACGUCUCCAAGCCCAGCUCUGCCUUUCUAUUCAAGGAGUGGAACUUCCCAGAACCAGGCCCUCCCUUUGAUGUGGUGUUCACCGAAGUUCGAGCUAAGUCUAUCGUGGUGCUCUGGAAGGCCCCUCUCUACACGGGCAAGAGCCCCGUCACUGGGUUCAAUGUGGAAAUUACAGAGGACACUCUUGAGGAACACUGGCAGUUGGUCAACACCGACUUGGUGUCCAAAAGAUACUACAAGGUGAAAAACUUGGAGGAGGGCAAGGCCUAUCGGUUUAGAGUCAAUGCCGUGAACGCGUCCGGAGCUGGCAAGUACUCAGUCCACUCAGACCCUGUGGUGGCAGCCACGCCAGUUGGAUCUAGGGAUGCACAGCUACAGAUCGAUGAUGAUGGCAACAUCUACCUGGAGUAUACCUGUGAGGCUGCCACUGAAGCAUCCAGUUUCUCUUGGUCCAAGAAUUACCACGAGCUUCCAGAAAACAAAGUGACCCCAGAAACUCUCGGACAAACAACAAAGUUGUUCUUCAACAACCCUACAAUGGACGACCUAGGGAACUACUCCUGCGUGGUCACUGCGACAGACGGCUACGCAACAAGCUACAAUCUCACAGAGGACGAACUAAAGCGUGCUCUGGAGACAAGCCAAAAGCUAAAAUAUCCCACCAUACCCCUGAGGUCCGAGUUGGCUGUGGAGCUACUGGAGAAAGGGCAAGUGCGGUUGUGGAUGCAGGCACGGCAUCUGUCACCGACGUGUGAGCUGAAAUUCAUCGUCAAUCAAAGGGACGUUUCCAAAAACGAGAAGUACAAGAUUCAUGUGGACCGCAGCACGGGCAUGAUCGAGAUGAUUAUAGACCAUCUUUCAGCUGUGGAUGAGGGCACUUACACUGUCCAGCUCAAGGAUGGGAAGGCGGCAAAACAAUCCAGCCUCGUUCUCAUCGGAGACGUUUUCAAGAAAUUGCUGGAAGCGGCUGAAUCGCAGAGGAAGGAGUGGCUGAGAAAGCAAGGUCCUCACUUUAUUGAAUAUCUGAGCUGGAACGUGAGCAAAGAUUGCCAAGUACAUUUAAAUUUCCAAAUAGCCAACUUCAAGAAGGAGACGACUGUUUUGUGGUUCAAGGAUGGCAGUAUUCUAGCCGGUGCCCACACCGAAUUCAAAGACGGACACGGCUCGCUGCUCAUCCAAGAGUGUACCAAAGAGAACAAGGGAUUGUAUAAGGUGGAGGUGAAAGAUGAGAGAGGGACUGAUGUAAGUGUUUUGGAUAUUGCUGGUAAAGAACUUGAAGACCUGAUGUGCCAGGUGUGCAAGAUGAGUGCGCUCUCGGCCACACCGCUGCAGUUUGAAGCCACGGCCCAGGGCGUGAAGAUUCAUUCAUCCGUGGUGUAUUACUGCGAGGACCUCAAAGUCACCUGGUACCAAAAGGAAACGAAGCUGUCUUCAACAGAGAAGACUAUCAUUGGCGUGAGUGGAGAAAUGUUGUGGAUGCAUUUGAUUGCACCGACGGAGAAGGACAAAGGAAAGUACGUGUUGGAGCUACACGAUGGAAAGGAGGCCCACAAGUUGGCUGUGGACUUCUCUGGAGAAGUAUAUGAUGAAGUCAUGCGUUUAUAUCAAGCACUCAAGGAGGCUGCCUUCGCAGAGACACAUCGUGCCAGGGUGGUUGGAGGUUUGCCAGAUGUCGUUACAAUCAUGGAAGGAAAGACGCUGAACCUAACAUGCAACGUAGCUGGAGACCCAACGCCCGAGGUGUCGUGGCUAAAGAACGACCGGGAGCUGCCAAUCGACGACCAUCUGUCCGUCACGCUGGAGAGCGGUCAAUACGCCUCCAUAAUCGUGCGGAACAUCGCCAUGAUUGACUCGGGGAAAUACACCAUCUACGUGAAGAACAAGUACGGCUCCGAGAGCUGCCACUUCACCGUCAGCGUUUACAAUCACGACCAGCCUCCACCCAGCGUCAAAGUGCCACCCGGUAGCGUCCAGGCGCCGCCCAGCAGCGCCAAGUCACCGCCAAGCAGCGUCAAGGCGCCACCGAGCAGCGUCAAGGCGCCACCCAGCAGCGUAAAGUCACCGCCCAGCAGCGUCAAGGCGCCACUCAGCAGCGUCAAGGCGCCCGCGCACAAGAAGUGAGAGGCUGCCCAGCGGGUGGCAUUGUCCCCUGCGCGCACAGCCGGCGCACGCACAUCGCACGUAGAGAGGAACCCUGUUUCUUUUUUUUUCUUUCAAAUAUGCACACAUUUCACAAAGAAUCAAUGAAAGCGCACAGCUUGGCAGCUGCAAGCAAGACCGUCGUUUUAAUCAGGCAGGAGAACAACUGCAAAUUAGGAUAGGAAUAUAAACCAAGCACAGAUUCUCAGACACAUUAUGGUAAACAUUGCGAGCGUACAGCAACGCAGCAAGAGACAGUUGAUGGCAUUUUCUGCUUCUGAAGGUCCCAAAAGAAUGUUAUCAAUCUAUGUUGCAUUUUGAAAGAGCCGCAUUGUUUGCUUGGCUAAUUGUAUAGGCACACCACACCUGUGUAAGGUGGGCAAUACAUAUUUUGGUCUAGGACUAAGUUAAUCAACAUUCAAAAACCAUAAUGAAAUGUGUACUUUACCAGUUGGUGAAUGUUAAUAAACAUAUAUUGGACAGUAACAAUAUGGACACAAACACCUAUUUAUCCUGUUCAAAUAACGAAUCCUUGCUGGGUGCUAUAAAGACAUUGCAGCGUGAUACCAUUUGUGAGUCAAUUUGUGAUGUGUAUUGGAACAGGGCUCUUGCUGGCAUUUGUAUUGUGCAAGUAUGUGACAGGACUGUUGUUUAAUAGUGUUAGUUGAAGUUAAUACAGUGUGGACUUAUUUUUGUUUCCUCAGUAGAUGUAAUUGUAGUCUUUAACUUAGUGGCUAUAAGCAGUGAAAGCUAAAUACCUGGAGAUGUCAAAUCAGAGUGUGUUUUAAACUUGAACUGCCUGGUGUUCUAUGGGAAUAAAGGUCGAUAUCACUUCCCUCAAUUAACAAAAACCCUGCCCCCUAGAUCUUGGUGUGUUGUUCGGUAAUGAUUAGGGAGGCAGGCAAGCAGGGUGAUAUACACCCAGAAAACAUAUCCAUUUAUAUCCCUUUUGUUAUGACAGUCAGGUAUCUAUUUCAAUGGUUUUAGCAUUUAAUUAUUUUUCUCUUCCAUCAUCCUAGAUCUUUGCAGGUGUUACCAUUCUAAACCAUUCACUUGCAGCUUGGUCAAGUAGUUCAUGCUAAUUUCAAAAGUUUUGAACUGUCUUACUGACAUGAUGUGAAAUUCCCCAUCGCCAAAAUCAGUGCUGUCAUUUCUCAAGUGCAGCCCUUGUACAUGCCUCUUUGACAUCUACCAUUCCUCUUCAUGUGUAUGAUAAUGAGAUAACAUUGAUUUUUCGAACACAUCUGUUAAUUAGCAGAUAAUGAAAACAGGAUGAAGGGGAGUCAUCAAGGGCUAGAAUUUAAGAAAUAUAAAAUUGGUAUACUAGUCUUUUACAAACCUGACGCUUACAAAUUGAGAACAUGAGUUUAUUUGAAGAUGAAGGGUUAGAUUGAUUUACGAAAAAAAACAUUGGCCUGAUCCGUGUAUAAAUUGAUUUACGCACAUUUGCAGAAUUCAUGUUGUGCGUAAAUUCCUGCAAACUUCGUUCUGCCUAAUUCACGUAUCGGUUUUGGCACAGUUCGCCAUGUGGAAUAGGCGGAGCCCCAUUCUGCAAACGUGUCUCAGUUCAUCAGCAGCCAGGGGAGUGCUCAGGAGAAUGUAAAGCCAUCUGUGGCUCCACCCACCACUCCAAUCACUCAACGAAAUAACAGAUUCGUGUUAUUUAGAGUCAUGUGAGGACAAAGAUGGUGAUGAUGUUGAAGAUGGUGAUAGAAAUAAAAGUGAUGAUGAGGAUGAUGUCGAUGAUAAUAGUUUUAACGAAAAAGAAGGAAUUAUAAGAUGAUGGAAAUGGAAAAGAUGAUGGCGAUGAUAACAAAGAAGUAAAAUAUUGUCGGAUGAUGAUGAUGAUGAUCUCACAGUGGUUCUAAUGGUGGUAAAUGUAGAUGAUGGUAAUGAUGAUAACACUGUGUAACAAUUUUGUUUUUGUUUUUGUUCUUGGUUAGUAAGUGUUAUUUUCUAAUUGCUUAUGCCUCAAAAGUACAGAAAUCGGCUAUUAUUCCCCACAAACGUUGCUUUUGUGACCAGGACAGUGAUAUUUUGAAAUGUACCUAUUUUCAAUGCGAAAACGGGUGAAUUUGUGUUUUUUCGUUCACAUAAAGUCCUAAAAAAAUAAGAUAUGAAUCCAAAUUAACAUGUAUUUAUUCUAAAGUAAUACAAAAUUUACUACAAAAGAUUUAGACACCAAGGCACACUACCACAGGUCGGACUGGCCACAGCAUCAAGUGGGAGCCACUGGUGGACCUCCGGAAGGUGCUGAUGCCACCACUGCACAUCAAAUUGGGCCUUAUGAAACAAUUUGUCAGAGCUGUAGAUAAGGAGUCGGCAGGCUUCAGGUACCUUCAAGACUUCUUACCUAAGCUGUCUGAGGCAAAGGUCAAAGCCGGUGUCUUUGUCGGACCACAGAUAAAGAAGAUCCUGGAGUGCAAUGAAUUCCCCAAGAAGCUCACUAGUAAGGAGAAAGCGGCUUGGGACAGCUUUGUCGCAGUGGUUCGUGGCUUCCUGGGCAAUCACAGGGUCGAAAACUAUGUGGAGCUGGUUGAGACUCUGGUGAAGAACUACGGCACAAUGGGCUGUAGGAUGUCCCUCAAAGUCCAUAUUCUUUAUGCUCAUCUUGAUAAAUUCAAGGAGAACAUGGGAGCGUACUCGGAGGAGCAAGGCGAGCGCUUCCACCAGGAUAUACUGGACUAUGAACGCCGCUACCAAGAACAGUAUAAAGAGAACAUGAUGGGAGUACAUUUGGGGGCUUAUUCGUGAAAGUGAUUUACAAUAUAAUCGUAAAUCUCGAAAAACUACUCACUUCUACAUUUUUUGUAGUCGUUUUUGUAUUACUUUAGUAUAAAUACAUGUUAAUUUUGAUUCAUAUGUUGUUUUUUUAUGACUGUAUGUGAACGAAAAUACACAAAUUCACCCGUUUUCUCAUUGAAAAUAGGAAAAUUUCUAAAUAUCAUUGUCCUGGUCACAAAAGAAAACUUUGUGGGGAAUAAUAGCCAUUUUCUAUACUUUUUAGGCAUAAGCAAUUACGAAUUAACACUUACUACCCAGGAACAAAAAGUGUUACAUAGUGUAAUGAAUGGGUGUUGAUGGUUAUAAAUGGAUGCUGCUGCAUAUUAUAAUGAUUUCGCUGACAUUACAUGUAUUUAUGUUGCUAUUUUACUUUUCCAAAUGAUGGCAACGAAAAUGACAAUGCUGAUAUAUCUGCUCUACUUCUGCUGUUCUAGUCAAAGCGUUGCUGGGAAUGGUAUUUUUUUGGGAUAUGGGAUGAAACAGUUAGGUGCACCUUUGGUUGGAGUAGACGAAGCAAUUGUCCAUAAAGAUUGAUUCAUUUACUCAAUAAUGUACUGUCUUUUCACGGCCAUAUCGUCCGUGGCCCAGUGGAAUUUGAGUUUCAUAGAUUUCACAACGGUAACAGUGACAUAUUCGUCGUUACCGUUAUCACCAUUACUUGCAGCGGUGUCCAUUUAUCAAUGCAUCAACAUAAUUAUCAUCACUGCAAAGGAAGUGGCAGAAUGACGCCCAUAUUGGCUACACUCUUCAGACCUAAUGAUGGCAACACAUGGGCCUUAGUAGUUGUCAAGGUUGCUCUUGCCGCAAUGGACAAAUAUUAAUAUUCUUUUAUUUAUUUUAUCAGUCGCACAAAGGUGAUAAAUAAAAUAUCUGUGGCUCAUUAUGAUGGAUGUGGGAACAAAGGAGGCAGCUAAACACCCCUGUUUUAUGACAGGGGGGCCAAGCUUAUAAGUGGCCAUUUACUUCACGAUAUAUGGUCUCCCAUGCCUCCAAUAAAAAUAACUCCCACCAUGCUCACAGUGAGGUGUUCACACAGAAAUACUCCAAUAAAAUGAAAACUUAUUUGGCAGUGGUGCACAAGCACAAAUAAAAUAAAGUCAACGGUAUUCGUCAAUAGCACUGCCUUAAAAAGAAAGCAUGUAUAAUAGGUGAGGUUUGGGAUAUGACCGUUUUGUCACAGGACAUAAGCCAGAGAUGUAGAGUUGAUAAAAGUUGGAUACAGCACUUUAUGUCAUAGAAAAUGCUACUGAUAAAAUAGUAUUUACAUCUCUAGCCUAUGUUAUGUGAAGAGGAAUUUACCAAAACAUUGCCUAUUAUAUAUACGAUUUAUUUUCAAGGCAGUAUUAUUGAUGUGUCGAGUUUUCUUUUAAACAUAUGUUCAAAAUGUCAUGCUUUAUAGAAUAUGUUAAAUUUACACUCAAAAGAUCAUCCUCCAGUCGUACGGGCAAGGCCGUCUAUAAGGAGAUGCGGGACAUGGGGCAGAUCACACUGUGUGGGCCCCCCGAUGCCUUCAAACUAAACCGGACGUAUUACAUCUGACACCGUCACGUCGAAGCGCAGAGCCCCCCAAAUCGUGGGGCCUGGGGCAGUCGCUCCAAUUCUCCCGACCUUAGGGACGGCUCUGCCUACAGUCAAAGUCAAGCCUUUUUUUCGUGAUGGAAUUUUCAUUUCGAAAGUCUACUUCUUUCUUUCAAAAUUUCACGAUGCGUUAUGUUGAAAAAAAAUUCAGAUUGGGAAAUUGACUGAAAAUUAUUCAUCUUUAUCAAGCUUAUUUAAAUUGAUUUCAGUCUUAUUAGGAGUGUAGUUUGACGAUUUUCUGUAAGUGAAACGUGUGAAUAAAGCCUUGCUCGUUACA
Lethenteron reissneri (Far Eastern brook lamprey) is the source of this 9461-nucleotide messenger RNA. Its product is annotated as myomesin-2-like. Gene Ontology annotation, biological process: sarcomere organization. NCBI's taxonomy places the organism in Eukaryota, Metazoa, Chordata, Hyperoartia, Petromyzontiformes, Petromyzontidae. Gene Ontology annotation, molecular function: protein binding. The record is from RefSeq and is a predicted model, not a curated record. Gene Ontology annotation, cellular component: M band.